AUGGACUCUGCUCGCGUCUACCUAGGCGGGGUACCCGACAGCCUGAGCGGCGAAGAGAUAUACAAGCACCUUUCGGUCUAUGGGCGGAUUACGGAGAUCAAGCUGCGCCCAGGGUUCGGCUUUGUGCAGUUCGAACACCGGCGGGAGGUCGUCCGCGCAUUUUCUAACCAACCAUUCUUGGGCUUUGCCAUCAACGUGCAGCUGGCGCGCCCCGAGCGGUAUGCUCGCUCUCCAGAGUUGGAGUACGAACCACCUAGCGCCCCGCCUGCGUACCACCAGCAAGACAGACCAAAGAAGAUGAGGUACGCCGUCGUAGUCAACGGCCUGGAUCCGCGCACGUGUUGGCAGGAACUCAAGGACUUCGGUCGAUCCGUCGGCGGGGAGGUCGCGUUCUGCGAUGUCGACAAGGAUCAUCGCACACGAGGAUGGCUCAACUACACCCAGGAGGAGGACGCCAACCGUGCGGUGAGGGAGCUGGACGGCACGCGGCUCCUCGGCAACGUAGUGCGGCUCCAGCGGCAGGCGAGUCGUCCUUAUGCGUUAUGCCCUCGAGAGGCUGCCGUCUGCGGUCGCGCUGAUACGCAUUCGACGGUCGCAGUAUCACAAAGACGGCGAGUACAGCCCACGCACGCCGAGGGCGGAGCCGUCCGCGUCCGCGUCCCAUCCCCGACAUGA
This is a messenger RNA of Dichomitus squalens LYAD-421 SS1, 675 nucleotides long. RefSeq lists its product as uncharacterized. Gene Ontology annotation, cellular component: ribonucleoprotein complex; nucleus; cytoplasm. The record is from RefSeq and is a predicted model, not a curated record. Lineage: Eukaryota; Fungi; Basidiomycota; Agaricomycetes; Polyporales; Polyporaceae. The transcript has 9 exons. Gene Ontology annotation, molecular function: mRNA binding. The coding region runs from base 1 to 675 and encodes 224 amino acids.